Vitrella brassicaformis is the source of this 1045-nucleotide messenger RNA. The record is from the annotation of a GenBank genome assembly. NCBI's taxonomy places the organism in Eukaryota, Vitrellaceae.
UUACAAGUCACUGGGGAUCUGCUUCAUUUGCAGUACUUGCACGGCCUCCUCCAAUGCAGCGCAUGUCAUCUGCACGGCUGCAAUCCCCUUGCGCACAGCUGGUCGACCGCCAAACAGAGAACAGCUGGUCGCCGUGUUCCCUGCGUCGUCAGCACGGUUGAUGGCUUCAGCAAGAGAGUCCACAAGUGACAGCUGUGCGGUUCGCCAAUCGUACGAGACAGAUGGAAGGAGCUUCCGUUGCUUCUCUUCACGAUGCACAAGCCACGACACGCAAUCAACGAACCAUUCCAGCCAUGCUGACACAAGAGAAUAGCAACAGCAGGUUGAAAUUCGAGUGUCUGCAGGAUUGGGCUACCCCUGUGUUUUCGGCGCAUGCUCCACCGCAUAACGAAAUCCGAUCUGGAGAGGCCAUGUUUGCAAACAUGCACCACUAGAAUGAUGUAGUGCGCCAGAUUCGCCAGCAUUACAAAGAUGAUGAGCGCAGUGGUCACGAUAUCGUUGACGUCUCGCACCAUGACCAGCAUGAUCAAAUACACCGAGACGAUCCACAGGAUCAGACCUCUCACCUCGGUGCGAUUAAGAAUAUCCUGAUUUAGAGGUGAACAGAGGUGAGAGAGCCUAACAGAGGUGACAACUCUGUGCACUCUCACCAUGUUACGACUGUCAAACUGUCUGACGAUGAGCUGCAGAGUGAGACAAGCCAUUCCAAGUCCAAUCCAGCCCAGCAGCUGAAAUCUCGGACUACCAACAGCUAGCUGCGCUAUUAACAGCACCAGCACACGUCUACAGAAAGAAGAGGUAUCAAAAAACGUCAGCCCGCGUGCCCUUUCUUGUCUCCUUGAGUCAGAUCGUGCUCACCUGGCCGCCAAGACCGCAUCCCAGUAGUAAAGCGAUUUACGGUACGCCACGUAGAGGAAACCUGCCCUCUGUCGCAUCUCUGAAGCCAGCAACUGAUCUUGGAAUCUCCAGAGCAGCCAGACGCCAGCUAUUACUGGCAUAAAAGUCCAUAUGGCCAAGCCAGCUAGCGAGAUCCAAAGGAAGGGCG